Chlamydomonas reinhardtii is the source of this 7604-nucleotide messenger RNA. RefSeq lists its product as uncharacterized. The record is from RefSeq and is a predicted model, not a curated record. Lineage: Eukaryota; Viridiplantae; Chlorophyta; Chlorophyceae; Chlamydomonadales; Chlamydomonadaceae. Gene Ontology annotation, biological process: potassium ion transport; transmembrane transport. The transcript is spliced from 24 exons. Bases 492 to 6260 code for a protein of 1922 amino acids. Gene Ontology annotation, molecular function: protein binding; voltage-gated potassium channel activity. Gene Ontology annotation, cellular component: membrane.
AUCACAGAAAUCUGAAAGCAAGCUUUGCCCAAAGCCCCUACGAACCUGCGAUCGCGGCCGGUGGCGGUUUCGCUGGUCAACAGCUGCUAAAUAUUAGGUAGUAUAACAAAGACGCGCAGGCAUAUCAAACAGGUGUUAUCUUGAAAGCCCAUCUGAGGCACGAGUCCGACUGGAGAAAGUCCAGCGUCGCCAACGAAGGGCCCGAAGCUGUAACCUGGAAAGCAUCCAUAACUUCACAUUUAUGAUAUUCAUCGACAGGACUACACCUGACCUUUGCCAGGAAACCCUUAGCAACACUGCGGCGGUGCACGUGUGCAAACCAAAUCUGCUUUCAAUAGCGACAAGGACAUUAUCCCACGCGCCAGCAAUAUGUCACAAUGAGUUUCCGUUGUCAGGGCGCCUAUCGAUUGAGAAGUGCUGCCGUUCAGAGCCUUAGCAUGCAUCCUGGCCGAUACCUAUUGUAAGGUCAAACAUCAGGUGUUUUUACCCUAAUGAACAGCUUGGAGCGUGCUGCGGCCGCAGCUUUGGCUGACUGCGUCGCGGACGAUGUUAUCGAGAGCCGGCCCCAGAGCCCUGAACAUAGGGGACCGGCCACUGGGGUUGACACAGGCGCUAGCAGUGCCAACCACGGCCAAGAUGCGCCGCCUUUGUUUGCUGCGUUGCACUCGAAGCGGUUCGGCAAGGGCGCGCGCGUGGCGGACGUGCUGCUUCAGGCCUCCAGCGCUGCAGGCACCCGAAACGGCACCAGCAGCGGCCGUGCUUGGGAGCCGACCGAACCAGCCAACCCCAGCAGCAACGGCUUGGCCAGCGUCGGUGUCAACGGCGGGCAUGCCAGCUUCAAUCCGCCGCCACUGAAACUGGACAGCAAUGUGUUGGACGUCUCGGUUGCCGGCGGGGCGGCCUACCUCAGCGCCAACACCAGCUCCAAAUCCAUGUUCGGUGGCGGCCAGCCGCCCUCAGAGGCAGGGUCUGAGGCGGGCGGUGAUGGGAGCAAAGACAGGUCAGUUCGCGCCGGCAGCGGCUUCGGCUCCACGCACGGCGGCAUGUCGUUCCUCGCGCUCGGCGGCGGCUCGGCGCACGGCGGCACGCGCAGCCCGUGGAAGCGUGCCGGCAAUGCGGCUAUGGCCAGCCGUACAAUGGCGGCGCGCUCGCGCAAGAUGAGCACCGGAAUGCCCCACGGCGGCGGCGGCGUUCACAUCGGAGCCAUCAUCCAGUUUGAGCAGGAGGCGGCGGCGGCGGCCGAGGCGGAGGCGGCGAAGGCCGCCAGCCCUCUGCACCGCGCUCUGACGGCGAUCAAUGCCUUGCUCUCGCGUUUUGCCAUUGAUCCCGACGCGCGCUGGUAUGCGCUCUACUGGUUUUUGUGGGCGGUGGCCAUCACCAUCCUCAGCUGCUGGAUUGAGCCCUUCUACCUAGCCUUCCGGGACUCAGACUACGUCUCCGGGCUGUCCGUCUGGUUGGACCCGAUCGAGUACGUUAUCCUGGCCACCUUCCUGCUGGACUUCGCCAUGAAGUUCACUGUGGGCUUUGACGACCCCGAGACCGGCGUGCCCGUGCGCACGCAGCCGGCUAUGGCUGUGAACUACAUGCGCAGCUGGAAGUUCUGGCUGGACCUGUUGGGCUGUCUGCCGUACGACUCCAUCACCUACGCCAUUGUGAGCGCCGCAAACGGCGGCCAGGUGUCAGACAGCGCGUCAAAAUGGAUUGACUGGCUCAAGCUUCUCACGCUGACACGCGUGUACCGUAUCUUCGAGCUCUACUCACUGUUGGACUACCGCAUGGUGCUGAGCCAGGGGGCGCUGAUGAUCCUGCGCAACUAUACCUACGUCUUCUUCACCAUCCACUGGGCCGCGUGUGUCUUCUACCACAUCGCGCACCAGGAGGGCAACUUCGGGUCGCAGACGUGGAUCGGCCGCAACUCGCAGCUGUUCCGCGGCCGGCCGGUGUGGCAGCAGUACAUCAUGGCGCUGUACUUCAGUACCACCGUAUUUACGGCAAUGGGUGACGCGGCGCUGUUUCCGUACACCAUCACCGAGAUGGCGGUCAUGAUCGUGUACCUGAUGUUCAACCUGUUUCUGGCUGCCUACAUCAUCGGCACCGUCACCAUCAUGAUGGUCAAGGCCGAUGAGCACAGCAAGGCCUUCCGCGAGAGUAUGGAGAACCUGAAUGAGUACAGCCAGGACAACGAGCUGCCAGAGAAACUGCAAUCAGCCAUGAAGGAGCAUCUUGAGGUCAACUUCGACUCCGCACACGCCGGCGAUGACAAGGUUCUGUCUAUCUACCCCACCACCAUCCGCCGCCGUGCUCUGCGGCACCUGUACCUGGAGCCGGUCAAGGGCUGCUACCUGUUCCGCAAGUGCAGCCGGCGCUUCCUGGACGCACUGAUCACGGCCGCUCGCGUUGAGCUGUUCCUGCCCGGAGUGGAGGUCCUGACUGAGGGCGACAAUGUUGUGGACCUGCUCAUCAUCGUGGCGGGCGAGGUGAUGGUGAGCCAGGGCGGCGCCCGGGCGCCCGGCUCGUCCGCCGUGAGCGGCGUCUCCGCCGCAUUCGGCACCCAGGUCGGCAUGUCCUUCACCAGCAGCGUGCACGGCGGCGGGCUGGGCGUGUCGUUCAGCGCCGGACAAAACUCGGUCAAGCUGUUUGACGACAGCAGCACCGGCGGCGGCGGCAUUGUGUCGCCAGGCGUCGUUGACGUGAGCAGCACCCCGGGCGGCGGCACUGCCCCGUCAGGCGGGCCCAAGAUGAAGUUUGGAAAGUUUGUGAGCGCCAAGAAGGGCACUGGCGACGCGUUGGCAGAGAUCGCAUUCUUCACCGAGGGCGCGUGCCAUGAGUCGGUGGUGGGGACCUCGCCGGUGCGCGUGCUGAGCCUGCCGCGCGCGGCCUGGGAGCUCCUCAUGACGCAGUUCCCACAGCAGGCUCGCCUUGUGCUGGAGAACCUGCAGCGCGCCACAGAGGACGCCGUGGAUGAAAAUCUGCGCAAGGCCGCCACCAAGAACCAGCUCACGCCCGAGCAGCUGUGUGUGGCGCUGGCACUGGUCAAGGGCGACAGCGCUGCCAUCACCGGCCUCGACCCCAUCGAGGUUGCCGACACGCGUGAUGCGCUGACGCAGCCGCAGAUUGAGAUGUUGGCGCGGCUGGACGACGUUCGCAGCACCACUGCUGCGCACGUGCGCAAGGUGGACGAGAAGCGCACGUUUGAGCUGCUCAACACGGCGGCCCAGGGCGACCUGGAGUCGCUGCGCACAAUGCUGGGCCAGGGCAUCAAUGCCAACACCGCAGACUAUGAUGGCCGUACGGCGCUGAUGCUGUCAGCGGCGAAGGGCCACCUGGAGUGCGUGCGCCUGCUACUCCAGGCCGGCGCAGACAAGAACAGGAUCGACGCCUUCGGCAACAGCGCUAUGGCGGAGGCGGCCAAAGGCGCACACGACAAGAUUGUGGACGUGAUGCUCGCCUUUGAUGCCGAGCUGGGUGCGGAGGGCCUGGCGGUGGCAUCGGACCUGUGCACGGCCGUUUACCGCAAAGACCUUGUCAAGCUCAAGCGGCUGCUGCGGGCGGGCGCGCCGCCGGACUCAUGCGACUACGACAAGCGCAGCGCGCUGCACAUCGCCGGCGCCGAGGGCAACCUGGCGGCCGUAAAGAUCCUGAUCGAGGACGGAUGCGCAGAUCCCGAGUUCCAGGACCGGUGGGGCAACACAGCCCUGGACGAGGCGCGUCGGGUGGGCGCCGCCCCCGUGGUGGCAUACCUGGAGGGCCUCUCGAAGCGCAAGCGGCGCAGCCACAACAACAGCUCAAGCGAGGACGAGCUACGGCAGCGGCAGCAGGCUGCCAAGGACUACAUGGGUUGGUGCGGCCUGGGCGAUGCCGCCAAGCUGCGCGAGGCGGGCGGCUACCAGGCUGGCGAGGCGGCGGGCUGCGCCUUCGCCGGACUCAUGCUGGCGGCAAGCAAGGGGCACACGGCAGUGGUGGAGGUGCUCCUGCCCGACAUGCCCACCGACGCCCUGCAGCGCACAGCGCCCACCGCAAUGCUGGAGGCGGCACGUGUGGGGCACGAGGCCACUGUGGCCGCAUUACGGGCUGUGGGGGUGACGCUGAAGGACCCUCGCGCCCGGCACUUGCGGGCCGAGCUACGGAACACAGCGCAGCAAGGCGAUGCAAUCGUGAUUGGCGCCAUGCUAGCCGCCGGUGUGGCUGCCGUCGGCGCCUGCCCCGGUGAUUCGGCAUCACAGCUGGGUGGCAGGGCCCCUGAGGGCACGAUCUUACACAUCGCAACCAUCCAUGCGCAUCUGGCAGUGGUGCGCCGCCUGGUGGAGCAGGGCGGCGCGGUGUCUGACCUGGCGGCCGUGGACGGCGCGGGCCGCACGCCGCUGCAGGUCGCUGAGGCGGCGCUGGCGGCACAGCCCAGCGAGCCGCGUGUGCGGGCGGUGCACGAGUACCUGUCCUGGGCCGUCACCGCCACUGGCACCAAGCUGAGCUCCAUCGCCGCACUGGCGGUGCUGCGCUGGGGGCCGGUCGAGGCGCCGCCGCCGCCGGCGCCACCAGCGGCCGAUGAAGGACUGGCCCUGGCAGACGACCCGAUUGCCGCCGAGACUGCAGGCACACCGCCGCUAAGCCGCAGUGGAGCCAGCGGAGAGCGCUUGCUGGGGCAGAACUUUAAUGCCAUGCCGCAGUCCGCAGCGGCAGCGGCAGGGCACCGCAGUCCUUCCCUGUUGCGUCGCCAGGGGUCUGGUGCCGGUGGCCUGCCAUCGGAGCCCAUAGCGUCGCCACUUCCCACCCGCGGUCAAAGCCGCCUGGGCUCGCCCUCUCCUGGCAAGCAUGCCUCUUUAGAGGGGCCUGCGUCAGCCAUGGCUGCCGCUACAGCUGCGGCGGCACUGGGGGGCGGCAGCCGCAUGCAGCCAUCACCCUUCGCCUCACUGGCCUCGGUUGACACAGCUGGCACGUCGGCCGCGCUGCAAACGAGUGCGUCAGCUGCCAACCUACAGCGCACAGGCACGGAAUCCGCUGGCCUCGCCGGCAGUGCAACGCCCACCGUUGGUGCUGACUUGCUGGCGGUCGGCCUUCCUUCGGCGGUCAGUGCUGGAGACGUGUUGGCAGGCGGCGGCGACUGCGGAGAGGACAGCCCCCUUCCCGGCACGCCACGCGGCUCCACGGCCCACCUCAGCAGCUUGGCCGCGAGCAUAGCGCGCCACCAGCAGCAACAGCAACAGCUGCAGCAGCAACGGCAGCUCGGUGCUGGAGACGGAGCGUCUGCGUCCGAGCCAGGCGGGGGCCUGGGGCCUUUCAGUGCAGCAGCUGUGCAGCAGUACAGCGUCGCCCUGCCCAGUAUGGGCAGCCUGGGAAGCCCGCUGCUGCCAGUGAUGCCGCCCGGACCCCCCGGCGGCCCAGCAGCCAUGACGGGCGGCGGCUUGUUUGUGGGUGGCGGCAGCAGGCGCAGCAGCUUCCGUGCGGGUAGCAGCACGUUCACAGGGAGCGAUGCCAUGCCGCCAUGUCUCGGCGGCAUGGGCCCAGCAGCUACAGACAGUGGGUCGCGCCCUGCCAGUGGACGCGCUGGAUUGGCGGCGGCCCAGAGCGCCCGUCUGCUGCACAGCGCGACGCGGCAGAAUCACACGCAGCUGCUGUCGCCAGUGGGGCAUGCAGCGCCCAGCCCAGUGGCGUCACUGAGCAACGUGCUGUUGAUGCCCUGCAGCCCGCGCCGCGCAAGCGCACUGGCGGGAGAGGCGGAUGAGAUCGAGUCGUACCUUGCGGCCACUGCUGCCACUGGUGCCGCAGCAUCCAGCGGUGCGGGCAGCUUUGCCAGGAGGAGUGAGACGUCGCUGAUGCAGGCCAAGACGGCGGGCGCAGCAGACGGCUUCAACCCGGUAGGCGGCGAGGGCAGCGGAAGGCUGCUGGGCACGGGGCCUGCAAGCGGCCACGGCUAUGUCAGUGGCGGCGGCGGCCGCACCAUGUCACGAAUGCGGCGUGACUCAUCGCGCCUCAGCUAUGCCGGCACAGCUGGCUUGGGCGGCGUCGGUGCUGGCACCGGCGGCGUCGGCGGUGCGGCAGGCAGCCAUGCGGGCGUGAGCAUGGGUGCCACGAUGGCAACGGGUCUUACAGGUUCGGCGGCUACAACUUCUGCUAGUGGUGGCAGCUUUCGGCGCCUUAGCAACAGCACCCACAGCACAGGCCUUGUUUCGCCCGUGAUGACUGGCAGCGGCCUCGGCCUCCGUGCUGCUGCGGCGGCGGGCGCAGCCGCUGCUGCGGCAGGGCCUCUGUCGCCCGUGCCCUAAGCGGCACCGGAAGUGCGCCGGAUGCAUGCGCACUUUCAGCAAUCUUCAUUGGGUAUUGUAAGGCAAGAAAUUGAGCUCGACAUGGCUCGGAACACCUGUUAUGCUUCGAAGACGAAAGACUUCGGGGGAGUGGAGAGUGUGCAUUGCCUUAUGUUUUGGAUAUGGGGGCUUGCAUUGCUGACAAUGUGUGAUAUCUGUGAUAUCUGCGAUGUGUUCUUCCAGUCAUGUGUCGGCCUUUGAAGCUGGUCCUGCACGGGGUGGACGAUAAAUGGAUGGAAGGGCAAGCAAAGCAACACCUGUUGCAUUGCGUCCGAUCGCACAACACUCAGGUGUGGACUAACUGUCACGAGCGUUCCACAACGCUGCACUUGUGUAGCCUACUUUGACCUGAGACUGGCUAGCUUCCCACGCUAGCUUCCUGAGCUCCUGACUUGAUUACCGCUGUGCGCAAAGGUGUUGCUGGGCAAAGCCAUAAGUGUUUCCCGUGCGUGCGUGAGCAUGGCGUCAUCACCCUUGAAUUGGCUUUGAUUGAAUAACGUACAGACACACUAACUUGGCUUGGAGCUGUUACGGUGCGCGGCACUAUCCGUACAAAAGUACCCCGCAACGUGUGCACGAGUGAGGAUUUUGACUGAGUUGGUAUCAAGGUUUAUACUCAGAUAGGAACCGCUUAUCGGCAGGUCUAUCUGUUUGUGCUAAACGUGGGGAUUAAGCAUGCAUUGCACUGCAUGCACGUUGCGUGUUUACGGUACACUGUGGUUCACUGUGAGUGAGGAGUUGGGGCAACGCUUGGUGGCUCAGCAAGCUUCCUUGAAAUACAGGAACGCUGCAUUCAUUAUGUGUGUGAACAUGCUGGGAUAGACCAGUAGAGUGUUCUGGGCUGCAUCACCCACAUGCAGCGCUGUGCAGCACGGCCGGUCGAAUCCGGUUGGGCGAAAUGGCUAAGUGCGAGCGCGUACCGUACUGCUAUGGACAUACAGCCACAAAGCAUUUAUUGCAUCCAGUGUUGCGAGGUAACCAAAAAAAGUCCAUGGCAGGGACCGUUACUCAAGGUGAUGUUUGUCUGGGGCCAUCCUGGGCGAACCCGCAAGCGAGCAGGUUGCAAACGGAUGCUCGCCGACACUACUUGCACCCGUUGAUGUAGAUCAAUUUCAUAGCUCAUGCGCAUGAACAUACGUGUUCCCGUGUUGCGCGCUCCAGGUUGCGCGUGGACGGGCAUGCCAGGCGAGCGGUGAGGGGGUGGUCCCGAUCUGCCUCUCGUGCGUGCCCAUGUUUGCGCCCAAUUUCUUUGGGUAUUUCGGUUCACCUCUUCGUGUCUGUAUGCUACAUGCUGUAAUACAUCAU